Molecule: messenger RNA, 272 nt
Organism: Staurois parvus
Lineage: Eukaryota; Metazoa; Chordata; Amphibia; Anura; Ranidae
Source: the annotation of a GenBank genome assembly
AUGGGUCGCUCUCAGGAGCUCAGUGAAUUCAAGCAUGGUACAAUGAUAGAUUGCCACCUGUGCAAUAAGUCCAUCUGUGAAAUAUUCUUGCUAUUAAAUAUUCCUCAGUCAACUGUUAGUGGUAUUAUAACAAAGUGGAAACAACUGGGAACAAGAGCAACUGCAUGCUGAAGCGCACAGUCACAAACUGUCUGCAGAGUCAAUAGCUAAAGACCUCUAAACUUCAUGUGGCCUUCAGAUUAGCACAACAACAGUGCGCAGAGAGCUUCAUG